AUAAACUUCCCUCGUCAUUGUUUGGAGUCAACGAAAGAAGCCACACAGCAAAGAAACAUGGCAGCGGUGGCCGGAGCAUCCUCGUCGCUGAUUAAAGUGGCGGCGCUUUCCGGUUCUCUUCGGAAAGGCUCUUACAACAGAGGCCUGGUUCGUGCUGCGAUUGAACUGAGCAAAGAAAGGAAUGUGGGACUUCAGAUCGAGUACGUUGAUAUUUCGCCUUUGCCCUUUUUGAACACGGAUCUUGAGAUAAACGGCACUUACCCAUCCGAAGUUGAAGCGUUUCGCCAGAAGAUUGUUGCAGCUGAUAGCAUCCUCUUUGCUUCCCCUGAAUACAAUUACUCUGUUACAGGACCACUAAAAAAUGCAAUUGACUGGGCAUCAAGAGCACCAAAUGUUUGGGCUGGUAAACCAGCUGCCAUAGUGAGUGCUGGAGGAGGCUUUGGUGGGGGAAGAUCACAGUAUCAUCUACGCCAAAUUGGAGUAUUUUUGGAUCUUCAUUUCAUCAACAAACCUGAAUUCUUCAUCAAUGCAUUCCAGCCACCAGCAAAGUUUAACAGUGAUGGUGACUUGAUUGAUGAAGAUGCCAAAAUUAGGUUGAAGGAAAUCCUUCUGUCCUUGAAGACAUUUACCCUUAGACUUCAAGGGAAAAAUUGAGACAACCAUGAUUCCCAAAAAGUGUUGAAUGGAUUUUGGCUCAUACCUUUUAUGACUGCAUGAAAACUGUUGUCUGCAAAGACAAGAUAACGUACAUGUUUUUACAUUUUGCAACUUUUGUCUAUAUUGGUGUGUCGUGGUUUGUUUUGUUGCUAUUUGAGUAAAAUCUACAUGCCUUAAACUA
Vigna angularis (adzuki bean) is the source of this 838-nucleotide messenger RNA. RefSeq names its product NADPH:quinone oxidoreductase. The transcript is spliced from 3 exons. Gene Ontology annotation, cellular component: cytosol. The record is from RefSeq and is a predicted model, not a curated record. Gene Ontology annotation, molecular function: oxidoreductase activity; FMN binding. Bases 58 to 654 code for a protein of 198 amino acids. Lineage: Eukaryota; Viridiplantae; Streptophyta; Magnoliopsida; Fabales; Fabaceae.